AUGUCUAAUACUGUCAUAGACGAUGAUGGAGCUGGUAUGCAUGACAAUUUUGAUGAAUUAUUGCAUGAUAGGUUUAGAGAUGUGGCAGAAGAAAUAAGUACGGUGCAGGAAGGCUUAAAUGAAGAGGCCACAAAGUUCUAUAAACUAGUGGAAGAAGGAAAACAAGAGUUAUUCCCAGGUUGUAAAAAUUUCACAAAGCUAUCUUUCAUCAUCCGACUUUUUCUCUACAAGACGCUUCAUGGGCUAAGUAAUGUAGCAUUUAAUGAUCUAUUACAACUUUUUCAAGAGGUGAUUCCAGAGGCAAAACUUCCUACUAGUUUUACACAAGCUAAAAAUAUCGUGAAGGAUUUGGGGCUUGACUACAAAAAGAUUCCCACGUGUCCGAAUGAUUGCAUGCUACACUGGAAGGAUCAUGAACAAGAUGAUACCUGCCACAUCUAUCAUACCUCUAAGUGUAAACAAUUUGAUGAGAAACAAGAGAAUGUCGAUGAUAUGGAUGAAGAACAUGAGUCUGGUGGACCAAUAUUUGUCAAUAAGGGUCAUCCUAUUAGAGGUAAAAAGCGAAGAAAAGGAAGGCUUAUAACUUUAGAUCUUAUUUUAAGGGAACAAGCACAUCAUUCUGCCUUAUUCAAUUCUGAUUGUGCACAAGUUCAUGAAUAUAUCAAUGAGCAUAAAGUUUAUAUUGACACUCAACCACGAAAAAGACGAUGGGCACGUGCCCAAAACCAUAGUCAUGAGUUUGCCGACUGGUUAAAAGAGAAAGUUAAAAGUAAUAAUGUUCCGGAUCAUAUUUUUUGGCUUGCUAAAGGUCCUAGUCCUACUUCAAAGAGAUAUCACGGGUAUUAUGUCAAUGGAUAUAGGUUUCAUACAAAAUCACGAGAUGCUAAAUGCCAUACUCAGAAUAAUGGUGUUUCUAUUACAGCUUUAACUCCUAGCUUUGCAAGUUCUAGAGACAAAAAUCCAGCUGUGGGGGAUGUUGACUACUAUGUUCUCAAUAGGGUUCCUAGAGAUAUCUAUGACCUCGAAGAUGAAAGCAGUGAAACUAUUGGUGACUCGUAUUGGUCCGAGCCUAAUGAAGACAGGUUCAAUUCUUUUGCACAAGUUAGUGAACAUGAGAUUCAGUUGUCAAGAAACGAUAUGCCUCCUCUUGUAGUUGAUGCAAAUACAAAUUUAGAUGAGGCUGAUGAAGCUAAUAGUGAUAGUGGAGGCGAUUCUGAUUAUGACGAUACAUUAUGGGAUUGGAUGGAAGCAGAUGAAGACGAGGCUCAUUGA
This is a messenger RNA of Lactuca virosa, 1272 nucleotides long. Lineage: Eukaryota; Viridiplantae; Streptophyta; Magnoliopsida; Asterales; Asteraceae. The record is from the annotation of a GenBank genome assembly.